GCCCUCCCGUACUGACUGAGGUAAACGCUUGACUGAAAGUGAAACUUUCAGCUUCUGUUAUUGUCACAAACAACCCGAUACUUUACUGUUAAAUCUCAAAAUUUAAAUAAACGUUAUGUACUGCUGCAGGUCGCUACUGCUUAACUUCCUCGUGUAUUUAUGUGCAUUUAGUGUGCAUGCAGCGAUAAAUGGGAAAUCAUCCGUGAAUCUGAAUCAUUUAGAGCACAUAGAUGCAGAUGCGGUGGAUCAGAUAAGAUCCAAACCGAAGACACACGAGGGUCUGGGUGGGUUUGAACCCGGCGAUGUUGCCCCCGCGUUUAAAGUUCAGACUCUUGAUGGAGUGUUUGUGUAUCCUCCUCAGAAAGAGUCGAGGUCUGCUCUCAUCGUGCACGCGUUUACUAAUAAAUCCGCUUUUCUCGAGUGUCUGUGGACGUGGAACGAGUCUCUUACAGAUCUUCUGGAUUAUCUACCGUCCAGUGUUCAAGUCCUGUUUCUGUCUCUGGAUGAGACCGCUGCGAGUGAUGCUGUCUGGAUGAGAGAGCAGCUGUACAGCGCUACAGCACACAGGAGUAAAGAGAUCAUGUCCAGAUUGCAUUUCUCCCCUGUACCCGUGUAUGCAUUGGGUAACUGGAUACCUAGAGUCUUGUACUCGUGGGGAUGUGGUGGACAUAACUGUGGCCUUGCCCAGGUGGUUUUUACCUCUCCAGACUGGAGCAUUCCUGUGAUUUCCAAGCGUCUGAAUGCCAGAUAUGACUGGCUUAAUAGCCGCUGGGGUGCAGAUCCAUAUCGAUUGUUGGAUGCAGGUGAUGGCUGUAAACCUGACGCUUUUAUCAAAGGUGCAGUGGCUUGGAUAUCUGAGGGUGGCUGCUCUGUCUUCACAAAGAUAAAAAACAUGGCAGAAUCCAAUGCUACGGGUGUUCUGGUGUACGCUUUUCCUGGGAAUCCCAUACGGGAUAUGAACUGCCUAGGGGAUGAAUGUUCUACCUCUCUCAACAUACCUGCAUCUAUGGUCCAUAUAGAACCCAGUGUCAUGCAAGCCCUACGAUCGGGACGGAUUGUGAACGUGACCUUCCAGAUUACUCCUUCUCCAAACUUCUUUAUUGGGAUCGACCAGCAGGGAGCCUUGUCUGAGAUGGGCUGGUUUCUCUAUCCAACCUUUAGAUUUAUUGCCUGGCAGGCACAGUGGUUUGUUUUCAAUGAGGGUUUGCAGGAGCGGCUUAAACGGCCCUCCAGUGUAGUGCCUGUAUUUAAUCGCAGUUUGAUGCAGGGGGAGAUGGGGGCUCGGGCGCUGGUGAAUCUUCCUAAAGACUUCUUGGAUUAUGACAUCCUAGAGUUGGAGGCCUCGCUGUCCUGUCCCGGCCGCAGGGAUGAGACAUGCGCUCAUUGGGAUCACACUGUGCAGCUGUAUGUGUGCUGCGAUCAGUCCAGCCCCUACUGUAACACGGAGAUGGGCCGCUGGAUAACAGCCUUCCGCAGAGGCACGGGUCAUUGGCUGACUGAUGUGUCCUCUUUGAUUCCACUGCUGAAUAAUGCGACGUGUGCCUUUAACAUGAAGACUGUGCCCUGGGCGAUGCCCUGGAUGGUCUCGCUCAAUCUACGCUUCAGUCGUAGCAAUCAGUCAGGAAAUUCCUCAAAAAGACUUUACCCUUUCAAUGUAAUGUCACUCUUCAGUGGAGGAACAUUUGACAAGGAUUAUAACAACAGAUACCAAGAAAUUAAGUUCACUCCUCCAGUUUCAACUAAGAAGGUGGAGUUAUACGCUGUUAUCACAGCCCACGGGUAUGAUGAGAACUUCUGCGGUGAAUUCUGUGUGACGUCACACCACUUUCUGAUCAAUAGACAUAUUAAUAACACCCUCAUUUUCGACACGGCAGGGUCACCCCUGGGCUGUGCCACACGGGUACCUGAAGGGGCAGUGCCAAAUGAACAUGGCACCUGGUUAUACGGUCGUGGAGGCUGGUGUGAUGGACUACAGGUGGAUCCGUGGAGGACUGACAUCACUGCGCAGCUGGACAUGGGUGGAACCAAUACCAUUCUUUACUUUGGACUUUUUGAGGGACGCGACCCAAAUCCAAAAACUGAUCCAGGCUAUAUUAUUAUGUACUCGUAUCUUGUGUACUAUAAAUAAUUUUAUAGACCGUCUUCUGGUUAAAUUGAAGGAAGAAUCUACAAAAACUAUUUUUUUAUUUUCAGUUGUCUCUUGGCAUUAAUCAUUAAUUCGCUUGUGUACAGAAGUAUUGCUUUUGGAUGUAAGAGUCGAUUUUAAUAUUGCUUUGCUGCUAUUUUGUAAGGAAAAUGAGUUAUAUUUUUCUGUAUAGAUGUGUUUAGGUGGAAUCAGACAAUGAAUAAAUUUCUAAAUGUUUUUCGACUUGUUUUACAUUAAUUAUAUCUUAUACCAAGACAGAAAGAAUGAAAUCUCAUUCAAACUAAUUGAGAUGCAGAUAACAGAAACUGAAUGUGUUACCUGUCAUUUUCUUUAUGAAAAUCGUCUUUAUGAAAGCUUGCCUACAUGCUCUUUGUGUACUGCUUUCUCAAGGCUGAAGAUUUCGGUUGUGGAAAACCUGAGACGCCUGCUUUGAUGCGUUUAUUUCAGCCACAGGUUCUUGACGUUCGUGAAGCAGGUUUAUAUGAGCAACGGAUGUGUGUUGAGCCAGGAUGAUCUCGGGUGAUUCGUACAAGGUUUCGACAAAGGACACUGUGAACAUUUUAGCUAGUUGGAGGACAUGGCCUUGCCAUUGGUGCAUGGAGACCAUGCGUGGCGUGGCCAAGGAUUGAAGAGAUUCAAAUGGGAACGUUUAAUCCUUGAAGUACAGAACAACAUCUUGUUUACCCUAGGAAACCGAAAACAACCUUGGAGCUACAGGUAUAGUUUCUUCCCCACCCUACAGGUACUGUAAGUGUCCAGGGGUCUCAUUUAUAAAGCGUUCGCCAGUUCCUACGCAAAGGUUGUGAUCUAUAAAAAACAAACUUGAUGGGAGAAUCGGCUUGCAUUGUGGGAUCUGAGGAUGAUUCAUGUACACACACUUGCAGGUGAUCUGUGAUUUAUAAAGGAAAAAUUGCUUUGUUUUUAAUAUUUGGCUUUUGUGCAUAUAGACUUUUGGUAAGGAUCCUAUGCAACCUAUGUUUUAUAAAUGAGACCCCUGGACAUUUCUUUAAUUUGAGUUUCAUUGUUUUUCAAGGAUCCAUUGUUGCAUUUUACAGGAAUAGUUCACCCAAAAUUUAAAUUUGACCAUAUUUUACUCCACCUCCACCAGGAAAUAUAUUUUUAUAAAUAUAACUUUAUGAAUAUGUGAGUUGAAAUCAGGCUGGAGGCCUGAAAAGACAUUUAAUAACUGUAUGGAUGAGUUUUUGAUCGAUGGAUGUAUGCACUAUUCUAUUCCAUUAUAAAGCUGAAAAGAGUAAGGAUAUUAUUUAAUACAACUCGGGUGACUGUGUUUGGUUGAAAGAAAAGUAUACUGCAAAAAAAAUAUUUUCAAGAAAUUUUUUUGCGUAUUUUGUCUUGUUUUCAGUAAAA
Molecule: messenger RNA, 3514 nt
Organism: Paramisgurnus dabryanus
Lineage: Eukaryota; Metazoa; Chordata; Actinopteri; Cypriniformes; Cobitidae
Gene: ngly2
Molecular function (GO): oxidoreductase activity, acting on paired donors, with incorporation or reduction of molecular oxygen, reduced ascorbate as one donor, and incorporation of one atom of oxygen
Source: RefSeq, a predicted model, not a curated record